AUGGUGGUAUUUCGGUCACUGUAUUUCGGUGGAAAGCGAACUGGCCCCAAACAUUCUACUCGCGGUUGCUUCUGUCGUGCACACAGUGCUCGGAGUCAAACUGGACGGGAGAAUCAGAUUGUGGGUGUUAUUUGUGUCGCUCUGGCCGGACGAGGAUACCAUGAGACGUAUCUACAAUACCUCAUCACAAUCUCGGCCGGUUUUGCAAUCGGGAAUAUUGUAUUCUUGCUCAUGUACGGUUUCGCGUCAUGCAGACCGGGUGAGGGACGUUCUGCCACGAAAUUGAUAGAAACAAUUUAUCAGCUGACCGCUAGUAUACUAUAUCUUGCAGCAGUCGGGGCAACGACAGUUCAAGUGGACUAUCUGAAACCGUUUAUGGGCCCGGUUACGGUAUUUACAACUUUCAAUUUUGGAAUCUACACAUUCGGCGGAUUGGUUGCUUUGACGGAGCUAGUUUGCGAGGACCCAACAAAACCACCGGCUGUCGCGAACCCAAUCACGGUGGAUGCUGCCAAAACCAGUGGUCUCUGA
Molecule: messenger RNA, 531 nt
Organism: Echinostoma caproni
Lineage: Eukaryota; Metazoa; Platyhelminthes; Trematoda; Plagiorchiida; Echinostomatidae
Source: the annotation of a GenBank genome assembly